Messenger RNA from Ilex paraguariensis (yerba mate), 2546 nucleotides. Lineage: Eukaryota; Viridiplantae; Streptophyta; Magnoliopsida; Aquifoliales; Aquifoliaceae. The record is from the annotation of a GenBank genome assembly.
GAGAGAGAGAGAGAGAGAGAGAGAGAGAGAGAGGCAGACCCAUUUUAAUUUAUCUCAGUCUAUAAUUAAUUUCUCAGGAUCAGAUCUCAUACCUUACCCUGCACGCUGAACUAGUAAUCUCUCUGUACUCUCUCUCGAAGCAAACACAUCCGCUCUUUCUGUGUCUACAAUUUCUAGAAAAUGGGGCGUCAAAGUUCAAGUGUUUCAAUCUUUCUAGGGUUUCUGUUACUGAGUUUGUACCAAUCAGCAAUGGGUCGGUUCGUGGUGGAGAAGAACAGCUUGACGGUGACGUCACCGGAUAGUAUAAAGGGUAAUCACGACAGCGCGAUUGGCAACUUUGGGAUACCUCAGUACGGAGGCAGUAUGGCCGGGACUGUGGUGUACCCGAAAGAGAACCGAAAGGGUUGUAGAGGUUUCGAUGAAUUUGGGAUUUCUUUCAAUUCCAAGCCUGGGGCUUUGCCUACUUUUGUUUUGGUUGAUCGUGGAGAUUGUUUUUUUGCAUUGAAGGUGUGGAAUGCCCAAAAGGCUGGUGCAUCUGCUGUUCUUGUAGCAGAUGACAUUGAAGAAGCAUUGAUAACCAUGGACUCGCCAGAAGAGGAUCGUUCAUCUGCAAAGUAUAUUGAGAACAUAACUAUACCAUCUGCACUAAUUGAGAAAGGUUUCGGUGAAAACCUUAAGAAAGCAAUCAGUGGUGGGGAUAUGGUAAAUGUGAAUCUAGAUUGGAGAGAAGCUGUUCCACACCCAGACGAUCGUGUGGAGUAUGAGUUAUGGACCAACACCAAUGAUGAGUGUGGGAUUAAAUGUGAUAUGAUGAAGGAGUUUGUAAAUGAUUUUAAAGGUGCAGCUCAGAUUCUCGAGAAAAGUGGUUAUACUCUGUUUACACCACAUUAUAUAACUUGGUAUUGUCCUCAAGCUUUCACAGUGAGCAAACAAUGCAAAUCCCAAUGUAUCAACCAUGGUAGAUAUUGUGCUCCUGAUCCUGAACAGGAUUUCAACAAAGGUUACGAAGGAAAAAAUGUAGUUCUUGAAAACUUAAGACAGCUGUGUGUGUUUAGAAUAGCUAAUGAGUCCAAAAAGCCAUGGGUCUGGUGGGAUUACGUAACGGAUUUUCAACUUAGAUGUCCCAUGAAGGAGAAUAAAUACAACAAAGAAUGUGCUGACAGUGUUAUUAGAUCUCUAGGUCUUGAUUUGAAAAAGAUUGAAAAAUGUAUGGGAGACCCGAAUGCUGAUUCUGACAAUCCUAUUUUGAAAGAAGAGCAAGAUGCUCAAAUUGGGAAAGGAUCACGAGGUGAUGUAACCAUAUUGCCUACCCUUGUUGUCAAUAAUCGACAGUACCGAGGCAAGUUGGAGAAAAGUGCAGUUCUGAAGGCCAUUUGUUCUGGUUUUGAGGAAACUACUGAGCCAGCUGUUUGUUUGAAUGGUGAUAUGGAGACAAAUGAGUGCUUGGAUAAUAAUGGUGGUUGUUGGCAAGAUAAAACAGCCAACAUCACUGCCUGCAAGGAUACAUUUCGUGGUAGAGUGUGUGAGUGCCCGCUGGUUGAUGGUGUGCAGUUUAAGGGUGACGGUUACAGCUCUUGUUCAGCAAGUGGUCCUGGGCGUUGCAAGAUCAAUAAUGGAGGCUGUUGGCAUGAAACCCGAAAUGGACACACCUUCUCUGCUUGUUUGGAUAAUGAAGACAGCAAAUGCACGUGUCCUCAAGGGUUUAAAAGCGAUGGCGCCAACAGUUGUGCAGAUAUUGAUGAAUGCAAAGAGAAAAAAGCUUGUCAGUGCCCCGAAUGCAGCUGCAAGAAUACCUGGGGCAGCUACGAAUGCACUUGUGGUGGGGAGCUUCUGUAUAUCCGGGACCAUGAUACCUGCAUAAGUAAGAGAGCUACCGAAGUAAAGUCUGCAUGGGCCGCUGUUUGGGUCAUAUUGAUAGGUUUGGGUAUGGCUGCUGGUGGAGCAUAUCUUGUAUACAGAUAUAGAUUGAGGUCAUACAUGGACUCAGAGAUCAGAGCUAUAAUGGCGCAGUACAUGCCUCUGGACAGUCAAAAUGAAGUCCCAAACCAUAUCAGUGACGAUCGUGCUUGACAACAAAGCUCUAUCAUGUUUCAAGGAAUUUGGGUUUCAUUCAAGGUGUUUCAUACCCUUCUAUCCAGCCAAAGUUUUUGCAGGUAAAUUUUCGAACUAUGUAAAAAUAUUUUGGACAAUAAAAUCGAACGCAAGAUAUUGUCCAUGUCACACUGAACCAGAGUAGGGAUCGGUUCUGGGCUGAUUGGAAAGGAUUAUCGCUUAAGUGUGUAGGAAGGUCUGUCUCCUUAGAUGUUAAAAGUGUUGUCACUUAGUUGUGCAGUAUCGUGUGCACCUUUUUCUUUUCGAUGAAUUUGUGCCAGGAUUGCAUGAUUCUGCAUGUAACGAGAUUUGACUAUCUUAGUUGCCCCGAUUAGCAAAAUUUGUAUCAGAGUGUAGUAAUAAUUUAAUAAUACAUAUUCAGUUUGUCCACUAUGCAAUGCUCUUUGAUGGUUCUUUUGGGGCCACCUUUUGUAAGUUAUGUAUUGAUCUAGUGU